This is a messenger RNA of Myxocyprinus asiaticus (Chinese sucker), 5898 nucleotides long. RefSeq names its product lysocardiolipin acyltransferase 1-like. Bases 497 to 1651 code for a protein of 384 amino acids. The record is from RefSeq and is a predicted model, not a curated record. Lineage: Eukaryota; Metazoa; Chordata; Actinopteri; Cypriniformes; Catostomidae. Gene Ontology annotation, molecular function: acyltransferase activity. The transcript has 7 exons. Gene Ontology annotation, cellular component: endomembrane system.
AGGACGUUGAGAGGUCGCGAAAGGCAGGAAUAGAAAAUCAUGGCCGCCUCAAAUUAGUUUACAUUUGUCUUAUUUCUUUAUAUUUCUCGAUUUCUGCCUUUAAACGCACAGUCUAAUCUGGUUUAACUGACUGACUGUGGAUAAUACGUUUAUAUUUGACUCGCAGAGGAUGUUUAGAUGUCUCGUGAGCUCAUCUGGCUGAUAUUGACAGUUUAAAACUACAGCGAUCAAAAUCUUCUGAUGUCUGAUUUCAUAGCUGAACCAAACCAGACAGUUAUUGAAGUGCAGAGGACAGACUCAAUGACUGCUGAGUAGAACUGUAUCAGCAGCGCCUGUGGCAGGUUGAAUUUCCUCAACUGGCGAAGGAAGUACAACCUCUGCUGGACCUUUUUCACAAUGGAGUCAAUCCCAUGUUGACUGCAUCAUCCACAGACCUGUUUGCUUGAUAAGCAAAUUGAAGGGGAUCUAGAAAGAGUCCAGUGAUGUCCUUCAGGUGAUGGCGCAGGUGUCUGUGAGGGGUUUGUACUUCAUCAUAACUCUGUUUCUGGCCAGUUUCUUCGGCAGUAUCUUCAUGUUGGGUCCAGUGCUGCCAGUGAUGCUGAUGUCCCCUGCAUGGUACCGCUGGAUCACAGACCGGAUUGUAGCCACCUGGUUCACGCUUCCUGUGGCUCUGUUGGAGCUGGUGUUUGGUGUGAAGGUUGUCAUUACCGGUGAUGGUUUUGUUCCUGGUGAACGGAGUGUGAUAAUAAUGAACCACCGCACUAGACUGGACUGGAUGUUCCUGUGGUGCUGUCUGCUGAGGUUCAGUUAUCUGCGUCUGGAGAAGAUCUGCAUCAAAGCGGCACUGAAAGUCGUCCCUGGAUUCGGCUGGGCGAUGCAGGUCGCCUCCUUUAUCUUUAUCCACCGUCGCUGGGAUGAAGACCGCAGUCACAUGACCAACAUGCUGGAAUAUUUCUGCCACAUCAGAGAACCAGUGCAGCUGCUGCUGUUCCCUGAGGGCACUGACCUCACCGAAAACACUCGAGCCAAGAGUGAUGAGUUUGCUGAGAAAAACGGGCUUCCAAAGUACGAAUAUGUUCUUCACCCGCGGACCACCGGAUUUACCUUUAUCGUUGACACGCUGUACAAAGGACAGAAUUUAGAUGCGGUCCACGAUAUCACUGUUGCAUAUCCUCAAAACAUCCCACAGACGGAGCGCCAUCUAGUGCUCGGCCUGUUCCCCCGUGAGAUCCACUUUCACGUGCGUCGCUACCCGGUGUGGACUCUGCCACGGUCUGCGGCGCAGCUGCAGCUGUGGUGUCAGGAGCGCUGGAUGGAGAAAGAGCGGCGACUGCACGACUUCUAUCACGCCGUUCCACGUGGCUUCGAUGAUCCCAAGGCUCGCGUGCCGCCAUGCAAGAGCGAGCUGAGAGUGGCGCUGAUUAAAGCGGUGUCACUGUUGUACUGGAGCGCCUUCAUCAUGCUCUCGUUUGUCGCUCUGUGGCUCUGGGCUCCUGUGCGGAUCUACUUUCUGUUGGUGGUCAUCUUCUUCCUGGUUCAGCAGAAGGUGGUAGGCGGGGUGGAACUGAUGGAGUUAGCGUGUUAUCGGCGCAAGAACGCCAUGACUUCAACGAAUCCAGAGCAAGAUGUAACGCAGCAGAAGAGAGAAUGAAAAGCUGGACUCUGAUUGGUGCGUUUGUAUAUUUAAAGUCAAUGGUGAUGCCUGCUGUCUGCCGCGGCCUCCUGCCUUUAAUGCGCUCCUGUUCGCUUGAGCAGACGUAGCGUAUCGCACUUCACUGCUGAAAGCCACAUCACAGACAGAGAGACCCGCAAAAUAAAAAAUAGAGGAUUUCGAAAUAAUGUUCUACUACAUUAUGAUAAAAAAAUGAGAAGCUGGUCAUGCUGUUUUACAAUUACCACUGUGAACGAGUGUGAGUGAGCGUUUUGCACAUGUUUGUGCCGAUGUUUUACCAUUGGACUCGUCUUUUUGAAUUCCUACAACACACUCGUGUUUCUCUCUGCUCAGUUUUAUUUUCUUGUUUGUCUUUCCAUCUCGUGUAAAGCUCUUAUUUCUUUCUUUGUGUUUCUUAGUUCAUCAUUUGCUCAUUUUGCUUUGUCAGUAUAAGUUACAGCCAUAUUUUAAAGAAUUAUUAUGUUUUUCUCUUGUUUCUUCCUUUUAUAGACACUGCCUGUCCCCCAAAAAAGUUGUCGUUUGGAUUUAAAUAAGCAGAUACAUAAGAGUCUAUGAUUGGAUCAUUAUUGCAGUGAUUAACAUGUUUCAGCUGGCAACAGUUCUUUUAACUCUAACUGAUGCAGUGUAUAGCUUCUCAUUUCUUAAACAACCAUGUCAGAAGAUGUAUCCCGUGGUCUUGGAUAAGAUGUUACUGUGUUUCAGAAGGGGCAAAUUAUUGUCCUGCAUCAAGCAAAGAAAACAUCUGAUUGCUGAAAUCACUGGAAGUGGGUUAAGAACUGUCCAAUGCAUUAUUAAAACCUGGAAGGAUAAUGGUGAACCAUCAGCUUCAUGGAAGAAAUGUGGUUGGAAAAAAAUCUUGAAUGAUCGUAAUCUGAGAUCACUAAAACACUUGAAGUCACAUGGUAAAAAAUCGACAGUAGAACUCACGGUUAUGUUUAAUAGUGAAAGAGCAUUUCCACACUCACAGUGCGAUGAGAACUUACAGGAUUGGGAUUAAACAGCUGUGAGGCCACAAAAAAAGUCACUUGUAAGUGAGACUAAUUGGAAAAAACGACUUCUAGGCAGCGUUUGCUAGGGAGCAUAACGAUUGGACUGUGGAGUAAUGGAAAAAGGUCAUGUGUUCUGAUGAGUCCAGAUUUACCCUAUACCAAAGUGAUGGGCGCAUCAGGGUAAGAAGGCAAGCACAUGAUGCACCCGUCAUGCAUAAUGCCGACUGUACAAGCCUCUGGAGGCAGUGUUAUGAUCUGGGGUUGCUUCAGUUGGUCAGGUCGGGGCUCAGCAACGUUAUGUGGCAAUAAAAUGAAGUCAUGUGCUGAAUGACCAGAUUAUCCCAUCAAUGGAUUUUUUUUCUUCCCUGACGGCACAGGCAUAUUCCAGGAUGACAAUGCCAAGAUUCAUUGGGCUGAAAUUGUGAAAGAGUGAUUCAGGGAGCAUGUGGAAUCAUUUCCACACAUGAAUUGGCCAGCACAGAGUCCUGACCUUAACCCCAUUGAAAGUCUUUGGGAUGUGCUGGAGAAGACUUUACGGAGUGCUUCAACUCUCCCGUCAUCAAUACAAGAUCUCGGCCAAAAACAAAUGCAACUCUGGAUGGAAAUGAAUGUUGUGACGUUGCAAAAGGUUGUGAAAACAAUGCCACGAUGAAUGCGCACCGUAAUCAAAGCUAGAGGCGGUCCAAUUAAAUAUUAGAGUAUGCGACUUUUUCUUUGGCCAGGCAGUGUAUUUGUUUUAUUUUUGUGGAAUACAGCCAUAACACAUUAUCGUUGUUUUCAUGUAAAAUAAUGUCAAAGGAUAUUUAAAUAUUGUCAAACAAAAGAUACAAAACUCUGUAUCAAUACUUCAGCUGUUGACGUUUGUGUCAAAAGUUUGUAAAGCAUUUUAGCGUGUUUUAUAAAAGCUCAUUGCACUUCAAACAUGUGGCCGUUUAAUGCAUGUUGACAGCUGCCGUUGCAUGAGCUGCAGUUAAAGCGCCAAAUGAACGUAAGUGGAGCAUUCGCAGUGAUGUCAUAACUGGUAAAGCUGCUGUUAAGAUGAAGCUCGUGUCUUGUUUAAGUAAUUUCAGGAAGUCACAUGAUGGCAGUAGACGGUAUCUACUGUAACUUUAAAGACAAUCUGCAUUGAAAGCUCAAAAAUCAGGGUAAAUAUUGUGAGGCAUUUACGAGUGUACAAUAUUUCAUAGUAACUUACUGCGGUAGAUUUAUUGUGUCAAAUGUAAGACCUUCCCGUCCUGCUGCCCAUCUCAUUCUCGUCUCACUUCGUCUCCUUCAUCCCUCCCUUACUGUCAUUCAUCUCACUCAAACUCUCUAGUUGAUCUAGACGUCUCCUGUCGGUCUCACCUUUGACCUCUCUCAUUCCUCUGAUGUGAUGUCACCCAUCAAACACGUUGAUUCAUAAACACUAAUGUUGUUGUCGGCCGCCCGUUAUUAUAAAGACAGCAGUUCAGAUGGUGUUGUGAUGAGUGAUUCUGCUGGUGUAUUUGAACUGGUUUGGAGGAGGAAGACCGGUUCACUGUGAUGGACAAUAUAAUGUCUGUAUUACCAAAUGUGGACUCAAUGUUAUAAAAUCAUUCAGUCUGUUUCUCAUCUAUCACUCAGGUAUAUUCGAUCACUGUAAUCACACCGUUGAGCAAAUAUCAAUACUCCAAUAAAUCGAUGACCUGUGCUCCUUUUCAACCUUGAGUCCUGUUCAAUCUAUCUGCAAACGUUCAAUGAAGAGUAUGUCUUGCUCAUGUUGGAAAGUCACUUUAUGAAUAAAUCAGAGAGAUGUUGAUGUAUUUUUGGUGUUUCUGUAUCCGCUAGUGUUUAAUACAGAAUAAGCUGCUGCUGUUCAUGAGAUGUUGACAUGUGACCAAACGUCUGCCAUUGCUGUUACACAACACACAUCAGGGCGAGACGUUUGAUGGUGAAGUGGGGUUGCCGUGACUUCACUGUUGCCCGGUAACAUGAUGCAGAAUGAUGUCAAUGGAAACAGCAUAUACAUGUGUAUAUGUGUAUGGACAUGCACUGUAACAUCAUGGGUCAAAUCUGUUUCUCUUGAGAAAGGCUGUGAGUGUCAGAACAGAGAAUGAGCAGAAAACCGAUUCAGAGCCCUAAAAAUAGACUGCAGGGAUUAACAGGGCAAUUAUAAUUCAAUAUUCUGCUGAGGUGUGGUUGUCACAUUCAAGUGAACACACACUGUAAUUGCCAUUUCCUGUUUGCUGGCCAUGUCAUUGAGUUGAUAUGCCUUUCCUGAAGAAAAGCUUUAACACUCUCUGUGGCAAGAGCAAUCAUCCUGAAAAAUGACUUCAUCAUCACCAAACCUAUUUUCUAUGGAUGGAAUGAGAAAAGUGUCCAAACUUUCAAGGUACACCUGUGCACUGAGUGUUGAGGUAAUGAUUGCCAUCUCCCCUGGUCCUUUACCUGACAUGCAACCUCAUAUCAUAAAUGGCUGGAGAAAUUUGAUUGUUUUCUUCAGACAGUCAUCUUUAUUUGUUUCAUUAGAACGGCACCAGACAAAGUUCCAGCAUCAUCGCCUCGACCAAUGCAGAUUCGUCACUGAAUAACACUUUCAUCCAAUCAUCCACACUCAAUGAUUGCUUCUCUUUAGCCCACUGGAGUCUUGUUUCUUCUGUUUAGAUGUUAGUGCUGGUUUUCAUUUAGCUUUUCUAUAUGUAAAUCCCAUUUCAUUCAGACGAUUUCUUACAGUUCUGUCACAAACAUUGACUCCUGUUUGUUUUUCAUUUGUUUUGUUUUUGCAUUUUCUAUUUUCAAGGCAUAUUGCUUUGAGUUUUCUACCCGUAUGUUUUCCUUUUAUAACCUUCCCAUUUUGUUUAUGCUUGCACCAAAUUUUAGACACAGAUGCCUAGGAACAACCAACUUCUUUUGCCACACUCUGUGUUGGAUUUCCUUCUUGAAAGAAUUAUAUAAUCCUUUCCAUUGUUUCAAUUGGCUUCUCUGUUGUUGCGGCGAUGUUUCCUUUCAAUAAGACCAACAGCUCGUUAAGAUCUGUAAGCACUCUCUUUUAACUGCACUCAUUUGUACUUCAGACUUGUGCUGGUAUUUGUUUUAGAAAUGUAAAUUACAAGGUGAUUCCAUCAUUUUUUUCCUCUACUUGAUCAGAGAAAAAAAAAAAAAUGCCAUUAAUUAAGAUAAUGUAAUUUAAUUUGUUUGAGGGAUGUUUCACAAAAAUUGUUUUGUGUCAUAUCUGUGAUCUGUUAAUUUGCUACGAAGUAAAAAAUCUGUGUGAACAUC